Molecule: messenger RNA, 1913 nt
Organism: Cucurbita pepo subsp. pepo (vegetable marrow)
Lineage: Eukaryota; Viridiplantae; Streptophyta; Magnoliopsida; Cucurbitales; Cucurbitaceae
Source: RefSeq, a predicted model, not a curated record
CAGAGACAUAUAAUAUGAGAGAUACGGCUAAUAUUGCUCUCAUGUUUUCAUGUUUGAAGGUAAUGAUUGGACCUGCGAAUUGUUUCCUCUUCGCUUAAUGGGUUAGUUAAAAACAAUACAUAAGUAACACCACAAACCAUUUUUGGCUGAUGUUGAAACGAAGUCUUCCUUUUGCCCUCAACGAACGGCCGCCUUUGCAAACCAUUGAAAAUCUCAGUCACCAUCUUCGAAGCUGCAAGGAUUUGAUAUCUUCAACCUCCAUUCACUCCAUAGCCCUUAAGCUUGGAUUCUUGAACCAAACUAUCACCGCCAACCAUCUCAUCAAUUGCUAUGUCAGAUUCCGUAGAGUUGCAAUUGCACACCAACUGUUCGACGAAAUGCCUACCCGAAAUGUUGUCUCAUGGACCUCACUUAUGGCAGGAUAUGUCGACGACGGUCGACCGAGUCUCGCUCUAUCACUGUUCGGGGCAAUGUCGAGAACCUCGGUUAUGCCCAACGACUUCACUUUCGCAACCGCAAUCAAGGCCUGCUCGAUCCUGUCGAAUUUAAGAGACGGUGAAAAAUUCCAUGCCUGUAUGGAGAUUUUUGGUUAUGGAGGGAACGUUGUGGUGUGUUCUUCGCUUAUUGAUAUGUAUGGGAAGUGUAACGAUGUUAUUCGAGCCAGGAGAGUCUUUGAUUCCAUGUCUUGCAAGAACAUUGUUUCUUGGACUUCAAUGAUCGCUGCUUAUGCUCAGAACGCACAUGGCGACGAUGCGUUAAAACUAUUUAGGGAGUUCGGUAGCUCGAGUUGGGAACGUCCAAAUCAAUUCAUGUUGGCUAGUGUGAUUAGUGCUUGUGCAUGCUUGGGCAGGUUGGUUUCGGGAAAAGUCGUGCAUAGUGCAGCGAUUCGUCUUGGCUGUGAUUCGAACGAUGUCGUUGCUAGCGCGUUGGUUGAUAUGUAUGCUAAAUGUGGGAGUCUUGAGUAUUCUGAUAGGGUCUUUAAAAGAAUUUUAAACCCUUGUGUUAUUUCUUAUACUUCAAUGAUUGUGAGCACAGCAAAGUAUGGACUUGGGAGACAACAGUCCCUUGAACUCUUUGAAGAAAUGGUGAGAAAAGGGUUGAAGCCUAACCAUGUCACUUUUGUUGGUGUCUUGCAUGCUUGUAGCCAUUCAGGGCUUCCUGAUGAGGGCCUUCAUUAUUUGAAUUCCAUGUAUGAGAAACAUGGGAUAAUGCCUGAGACUAAGCAUUAUACGUGUGUCGUCGACAUGCUAGCUCGAGCAGGCGAGUUAGAUAAAGCAUACCAGUUAGCAAAAUCCAUGAAGGCAAUGCCUGAUGACGACCAGGCGCUGUUGUGGGGAGCGCUACUUUCGACUAGUAGGCUUCAUGGGAGGGUAGAUAUUGCAGCGGAAGCCUGUCAGCGGCUGGUCGAUGCCAAUAGACAAGUCGCGGGUGCAUACGUCACUUUGUCGAAUGCGUAUGCAUCGGCUGGGGAUAUGGAGAAGGCUCAGAGACUUCGAGUUGAGAUGAAGCAUAGUGGUGUCUAUAAAGAACCGGGCUGCAGUUGGGUUGAGAUAAAAGAUUCGAGUUACGUAUUCUAUGCUGGGGAUGUUAUGUCGUGCCCACGAGGCGAUGAAGUGUUGCGUUUACUACGAGAGUUGGAACGGAAAAUGAAGGACCGAGGCUAUUCGAGAGGGAGGAAGGGAUUGGUGUUUGUUGAUAUUGAAGAGGAGGCAGAGGAAGAGAAGGUUUGGUUGCACAGUGAGAGAUUGGCAUUGGGGUUUUGUUUGAUUAGCAUUCCUGAAGGACUCACCAUAAGAAUAAUGAAGAACUUGAGAAUGUGCAGUGAUUGUCACGAGGCUUUCAAGCUUAUAAGUGAGAUUGUGGAGAGAGACUUUGUAGUUAGAGAUGUCAACAGAUUUCAUCAUUUCAUUUGA